UGAAGUCCAAACGACAAUCUUCCUACUAUACUAUCUAUGAGUGGAAAUAAUUAGUGUGAAAAAUACCAGUUUUCUAGCGACGACGGUAGUUUGUGAUGGCAAUGCGUGGAACUUCGAGAAGGGUUUUGAGUUCCGUUUACCGAAGCAUAUCAUCAUCUUCCACUGUUGAUAAAGCUUUUCCACCUCCUCCUCUUGUUUCUUCACGAAGAGUAGUUGUCACCGGUUUGGGAAUGGUGACACCUCUUGGUUGUGGAGUCGAUAAAACAUGGAACCAACUAAUUGAUGGAAAAUGUGGGGUAAGGGCACUGUCUUUGGAGGAUCUCAAGAUGAAUGCUUUUGAUACAGAAACUCAGUUGGCUACAUUUCAUCAAUUGACUUCCAAAGUUGCUGCACUUGUUCCCGCUGGAACUAACCCCGGUGAAUUUAAUCACGAAAUUUGGCUUAAUUCUAAGGAACAUCGAUCCAUGACAAGGUUUAUAGCAUAUGCACUAUGUGCUGCCGAUGAAGCUCUUAAAGAUUCUAAUUGGUUUCCCACUGAGCAGGAACACAAGGAAAGAACGGGGGUGUCUAUUGGUGGGGGAACUGGAAGCGUUAGUGACAUGUUAGACUCUGCACAACUGAUAUGUGAAAAGCGCCUUCGUCGCCUUAGUCCAUUUUUUAUACCACGGAUACUGAUCAACAUGGCAUCAGGGCACGUUAGCAUGAAAUAUGGGUUCCAGGGGCCAAAUCAUGCUGCAGUCACUGCUUGUGCUACUGGGUCACAUUCUAUUGGUGAUGCAAUGAGAAUGAUUCAAUUUGGGGAUGCAGAUGUUAUGGUGACUGGAGGCACCGAGUCCAGUAUUGAUGCAUUAUCAAUUGCAGGAUUCUGCAAGUCUCGAGCCUUGAGUACAAAAUAUAACUCAAGCCCACAAGAAGCAUCGCGGCCCUUUGAUAGUGGUCGAGAUGGGUUUGUGAUAGGUGAAGGUUCUGGAGUCUUGGUCUUGGAGGAACUUGAGCAUGCUAAAAACCGAGGAGCCAAAAUCUAUGCAGAGAUUCGUGGCUAUGGGAUGUCAGGGGAUGCAUAUCAUAUUACUCAACCUCCUAGUGAUGGGAGAGGUGCCAUUCUGGCCAUGACUCGUGCUUUAAAACAGUCAGGUUUUCAUCCUUCUGAUGUGGAUUACAUCAAUGCACAUGCUACAUCUACACCUUUAGGUGAUGCAGUAGAAGCUAAUGCUAUCAAAACCAUAUUCUCUGAGCAUGCUAGCUCAUCUUCUUUAGCCUUCUCAUCCACCAAGGGGGCUAUUGGUCAUCUCCUUGGUGCUGCUGGAGCUGUUGAAGCAAUUUUUUCUGUUUUAGCAAUCCGACAUGGAAUCGCUCCAUUAACUCUCAAUUUAACUAGGCCAGAUUCUGUAUUUGGUGACGGUUUCAUGCCAUUGACUGCUUCAAAGGAGAUGCCAAUUAGAGUAGCUAUGUCAAACUCUUUUGGUUUUGGAGGAACAAAUGCUUCCCUACUAUUUGCUUACUCUGGAUCGGACUAGUAAGAUAGGUGCAUCUCAUUCAUUCCCCAGGCGUUAUUCUACAAGAGCUAACACAUCAUGCUGAGGAGAAUUUAAUGGCCUAAAAGCUUUAAUGCUGAAGUAUGUGCUUUUCCUUACAUUUUAAAACUGCUCUGUUGCUUUUGCUAAGCAGUUUUUCAAUGUGAUUAGCUUUUAAUUAUUAACCCUCUUAUGAUUAUUCCAAUUGCAUUGUGAGAACAUCUGGCCAUGAUGUAUGGUGCAAUUCUAAAUAGGUCAGGAAUCAAGAUGGUUGAGUUGAAGUAGACAAAAAUUUUGUUUUGUAAUUUAACUCUGAAAUGAAAUAAAUAUUUUGAUAAGAAAAAAAAACGUUAUUGUUUGAUGUGUAUAA
Medicago truncatula (barrel medic) is the source of this 1884-nucleotide messenger RNA. RefSeq names its product 3-oxoacyl-[acyl-carrier-protein] synthase, mitochondrial. The transcript has 14 exons. Bases 96 to 1517 code for a protein of 473 amino acids. Gene Ontology annotation, molecular function: 3-oxoacyl-[acyl-carrier-protein] synthase activity. The record is from RefSeq and is a predicted model, not a curated record. Gene Ontology annotation, biological process: fatty acid biosynthetic process. Lineage: Eukaryota; Viridiplantae; Streptophyta; Magnoliopsida; Fabales; Fabaceae. Gene Ontology annotation, cellular component: mitochondrion.